Molecule: messenger RNA, 2346 nt
Organism: Lizanozyma spartinae
Lineage: Eukaryota; Fungi; Ascomycota; Pichiomycetes; Serinales; Debaryomycetaceae
Gene: HDA1
Product: histone deacetylase
Exons: 1
Coding region: 1-2346 (781 amino acids)
Biological process (GO): chromatin organization
Cellular component (GO): histone deacetylase complex
Molecular function (GO): histone deacetylase activity
Source: RefSeq, a predicted model, not a curated record
AUGAAAAGAAGUCCGGAAGACGAAGUAGAAGAAGAGCAAGUCAAUGGCGGCGGCAAGAGACUUAAAGAAGAACAGCAACAACUUGUGGUUGUUCCACCUGUAAAACCUCAACUCUUUUAUACUCCAUUGAAAACAGGUAUAGUGUAUGAUGUUAGAAUGAGAUACCAUGCUAAAAUCUUCACUUCAUAUUUUGAAUACAUUGAUCCCCAUCCGGAAGACCCAAGAAGAAUCUAUAGGAUAUACAAGAUCUUGGCUGAAGCAGGUCUUAUACAUGAUAGUUCAUUGAGUGGAACCAAUGAUUUGGGUCCAUUAAUGGUGAAAAUCCCCAUUAGGGAAGCAUCUUCAGAAGAGAUCCUUCAAGUACAUCUGCCAGAGCAUUUGGCCUUCAUCCAACUGACAGAAACAAUGUCAAGAGACCAAUUACUUGAAGAAACCGAAAAGGGAGAUUCCAUCUAUGUUAACAAUGAUCUGUAUUUACUGGCUAAGUUAAGUUGUGGAGGAUCCAUUGAAGCUUGUAAGGCUGUGGUACAGGGUAAAGUUAAAAACAGUUUGGCUAUCGUUAGACCUCCAGGUCAUCAUGCUGAACCCAAUACACCUGGGGGAUUCUGUUUGUUUAGUAAUGUUGCAGUUGCUGCUAAAAACAUCUUGAAUUCAUUCCCGGAUUCUGUUAGAAGAAUUGUGGUUUUGGAUUGGGAUAUACAUCAUGGUAAUGGCACUCAAAAGGCAUUCUAUAAUGAUCCUCGAGUCCUUUAUAUCUCUCUUCAUAGAUAUGAAAAUGGUCGUUUCUACCCCGGUACCAAGUUUGGUGGUGCUAAUAUGGUGGGUGAAGAUGAAGGUGAAGGGUUUAACGUGAAUAUUCCUUGGAGAUCUCCAGGAAUGCAUGACGGUGAUUAUGUUUAUGCCUUUAACCGAGUGAUUAUGCCCAUUAUUGAACAGUUUGAUCCAGACCUUUGUAUCAUCUCCUCAGGGUUUGAUGCUGCUGAUGGUGAUAUCAUUGGUGGGUGUCAUGUGACUCCGGCUGGUUAUGGUUAUAUGACCCAUUUACUUAAAGCUAUAGGUAAGGGGAAACUAGCAGUGAUUUUAGAAGGUGGUUAUAAUUUAGAUUCAAUUAGUAAAAGUGCCUUGGGUGUGGCUAAAGUACUUGUGGGUGAACCUCCAGAAUCAACCAUUUCAAUGCAACCCCAUUUAGAAACAAUCGAAGUCAUUGAUGAAGUUAUAAAGAUCCAACUGAAAUAUUGGAGUUGCUUGAGAAUAGGUGUACCUUCAAAACUGUUUGAAGAUGUCUUUGAUUUAUCAAACCAAAAAUUAAUAAACAUAGCUGAUCCUAUCAGAGCUUAUCAAGCAGCAGAAUUAUGCAACAAACAUUCCUUUACCAGCUUACCUAUUGUUCCCGAAGUGUCUAACCCUUCAGAGUCAGAGUCUACUUCAUCAUUAACUACUACUACAUCAAGCAGAGCAGCCACUGCUGCUGCUGCUGCUGCUUCUGCUCUGAAUAGUAAAAAGUCAACCUUCACUACAGGAACAGCUGGUCAUUUGGAAGACCUUGUGCUUGCUACAGAGAACGUACACGAUUGUACUAUACUUGUGGUUACCAUACAUGAUCCAGCAGAGGUUUGGGCCAAUGUUAACCCCAUAAAUGGGAACAUUGAAAGCAAUACCUCGGUUGUAUUGGAACAUCCUUUAAUACAAUUAAUGGAGGAUCUUAAAUCCGAAGCCUCCAAAAGUGAAGACUUGGGGAAUGAAAUAUUUGGUUAUAUUGAUAUUAAUAUUCCUCUGAGUGGAUUAUUCACAACGUUAUCUGAACCAAAGAAUGAUUCCAGUUCCAAACAACCAAUGGACUACAAUUCAACUAUCUUUGCACAAGAAUUGCUUCUUUAUAUUUGGGAUAACUAUAUUCAAUAUUUCUCCAAUUUAAAGAAAGUGGUGUUUGUUGGGUUUGGUGAAGCAUAUCAAGCCAUUGUUCACUUAUAUGGUAAACGUCCUUCACAAGAUUUAAAGGGAUUGGUCAAGGGAACGGUUGUGUUCUUAAAUCGGACUCAAUUGAAACCUUUGGUGCCUGUCAUGGAUGAAAGCAUGGUUGAUUGGUUUUAUCAAAGUUCCGUAGUAUUCACGGGUCAUUAUAAUCCUUGUUGGGUUACCAGUACUGGUGGACCCAUAGGUUCUAGAAAUGGUACUAUUGAUUCAAAUGGAACUGAAGAAGGAAAGAAACCAAGACGGAAAUUCGGUAGAGUCUUGAGAGCUCUGUCAGAUGGUUUAUGGGACGUUAUCACCGAACGGUUUAAUGAAGGGAUUGACUUCAUUUUAGAUUCCGUUGAAGACUUUUCCAGUAGUGAAAGCACAAGCUAA